Crotalus tigris (Tiger rattlesnake) is the source of this 2202-nucleotide messenger RNA. RefSeq names its product carbonic anhydrase 13 (gene CA13). Gene Ontology annotation, cellular component: cytoplasm. The record is from RefSeq and is a predicted model, not a curated record. NCBI's taxonomy places the organism in Eukaryota, Metazoa, Chordata, Lepidosauria, Squamata, Viperidae. The transcript is spliced from 7 exons. The coding region runs from base 166 to 942 and encodes 258 amino acids. Gene Ontology annotation, molecular function: zinc ion binding; carbonate dehydratase activity.
AAGGGCGUCGCGGGACUCUGCUGGGCGCGAGCUUCUCACUGCCUCGGCCUGCCACCUCCUCCUCCUCCUCCUCCUGCCGCCGCCGCCGCUGGUCUGCACCCCUUUUGACAUCGAAACGACAUUCGCCUCUCUGCAUCGCUUCCAUCCCGUUAGCAGACUAAAGUCAUGUUACACUGGGGAUACGAGGAAGACAACGGACCUACUCACUGGAGGGAAAUUUUCCCCAUUGCUGAUGGAGACCGGCAAUCUCCCAUUGAUAUUCAAACUAAAGAGACUAAAUAUGACUCCAACCUGCUUCCUCUCAGCCCCAGUUAUGAUCCUUCCUCUGCUAAAGUCAUACUCAAUAAUGGACACUCCACCAGUGUGGAAUUUGAUGACACUGAGAAUAAAUCAGUGCUAAGUGGGGGUCCACUCACUGGAAAUUAUAGGCUGCGACAAAUCCACUUCCACUGGGGAGCCAGUGAUGACAUUGGUUCUGAACAUGCUGUGGAUGGAGCAAAAUUCCCAGCAGAGCUUCAUGUGGUGCACUGGAAUGCAGAUAAAUACCCCAGUUUUGUUGAAGCUGCUCAGAAACCUGAUGGAUUAGCAGUCAUGGCUGUUUUCUUAAAAUUGGGUGAAUGCAAUUCACAACUGAAAAAAAUCACAGACCAACUGGAUACCAUUAAAGUGAAGGGUAACCAGCACAGGUUCACCAAUUUUGAUCCUUCCUGUCUGCUCCCUCAUUCACUGGACUACUGGACUUACCUUGGGUCUCUCACAGUUCCUCCUCUUCUUGAGAGUGUCAUUUGGAUCAUCCUUAGGGAGCCUAUAAGUGUUUGCUCUGAACAGCUGGCCAAAUUUCGCAACCUCCUGUGCACUGGUGAAGGAGAGCAUGCCUAUUGCAUGCUGAAAAACUUCAGACCACCACAGCCUUUAAGGGGGCGGGAAGUAAGAAGAAAUUAAAGAAGGAUAAUUUGCUUGACACUGUUUUGGAUGCAAAACCCAUUUAAAAGAUUGCCCUUAUUUUUUAAAAAAAUGUUUUAAUUUGAAGUGUGCCAAUGUUUUUCAUUUUUAAAUUAUAGGAAUUUUGUUGGAAAUACAGAAUAGAGUAGAGUAGAGUAGAGUAGAGUAGAAUAGAAUAGAAUAGAAUAGAAUAGAAUAGAAUAGAAUAGAAUAGAAUAGAAUAGAAUAGAAUAGAAUAGAAUAGAACAUUAUUAUGAUCCCUGACAAUUUUGCCCCUACAGUAUAAAUCCCAAAUAAAAACCUAUGAGCUUAUAUAAAAUAACAGUAAAUGCAAAAUCUGUGUAAGUAGUGAGAUGAUAAGGAGAAAUAGAACUAGAAAUACUUAUAUCCAAUUCAGGAUAUAAAGUUUAUUUUAUUGAUACAAUAUUUUUGUUCAAUUAUUUGAUUCAUCUAUUUUAAAUAAUAGUUUUCUUGCAGUUUGACUAUGUUAGAAAGUCAAGACACUCCCUUUUUAUUAAGAAUAUAAUUAACAAUGUAAGAAGUUAUUGGAUUGCAAUAUGAUAUAAUCAAACACAUUUAUUCUGAAUUGUAGUUAAUACAUCAAUAUUACAUUUAGUGGUCUGAAUGAACUUCAUGCUAUUAUUUGAUUGCAGUAUAGCAUGCUAAGUGUAGUGAUGAGGAUUCUAUAGACAUAAUUUAAGGUUUGUGAAUGAAAUGAGGAUUCAUUUCUAGGCAGAGGAUUAAAUGCUUUAAUCUUCUACUCAGGGAUUCUAAGCGUUUAUCUUCAAAACAUCCUAAGAAUUGUUGCUCUGUAAAGAAACUCAAUAGGAAAUUAUUCAGCUCAUUAGACCAGAAAGCAAGAAUGGCAACACACUUAAAAAAUCCAAACAACUAACAAUAUAAUGAUGGCAACGUAUUUGUUUUUUAAAUCUUUUUAUCAGUGAUAACAUGGGUUUUUGCCUCUAUUCAGAAGUGAAGUUUGGAUUGAAAUAUGCUUGUUGAAUUAUAUAAUCUGUAUACUAAUUGGUGGGUAUUUGUAUAUAAGGCUAUGAAUGAUGGUUUGGACAUGACAUUGUUUCAUAUUUAAAAAAACUACGGAUCUUAAUAUUUUCAUGCUAUUUAAUUUCAUAAAAACAUUGUUAAGGAGUAGGGGGUAAUUUUGAAUCAAGGUAAGGAGUAAAUAAAUAUUAUUGGUCUAUGCUCUUAUGUUAGAUAUUUUUUAAAAAAAAUAUUGACAAUAAAUUAAGUUUUCUUCUAACA